AUGGGUCUCAAAGAAACGACACCUGACGCAGAACAAGGGCCUGUCGACAGCACCAACCAGGAAUCCUUCUGUGAGAAGUACACAUCUUGUCGAUGGGUCGUUGGUUACUUGUGUUGUUUAGUCCGACUCACUCAAACAACGCUACGACAAUGCAUAGGCAUGGCGAUUGUGGUCAUGGCUAUGCCCACCAGAGGACCGGAUGUGACGUCAAGUUCGCCCGUCGUAGAGAAUAAUACGUUGUCUGACCAUGUUUUCAGCACCUCAGAAUUCACAUGGACCUCGGAAUUCGAGGGUUUGAUUCUAUCGGCCUACACAUUUGGUUUCCUAGCAUCACCGAUCAUUGGUGGGUAUGUUGCUGGGAAAUAUGGCGGGAAGAUUGUCAUAACGGUCUCCCUCGUCGUUGGUUCAAUAGUUACCAUAGCAACUCCAGUAGCAGCACGGGCAUGUCCCAUAUCUAUGGUGGUUCUUCGGGCUGUCGUCGGACUCUUUUUGGUAAAUUCGAUUUAUGAUUUUUAUAUUUCUUUUUUAUCAAGUCUAGGGGGCGUAGAUCCGGCCAUCCAAUCUCUGUGGUCAAAGUGGGCACCAAAAGACGAGAAGGCAUCCCUUACGACAUGUGCCUACUCCGGUGUAAGUAUUGGCGGAAUUCUGACGUUCUUCAUCUCAGGAUAUCUCGGCGGCGUCUCCCUGGACAACGGAUGGCCUCUCAUCUUCUACGUGUUUGGUGGUUUCACACUGCUCUGUGUGUUUCCCUGGGUGGUGUUUGUGUCCGACUCCCCAAGGGACCACCCCCGCAUCACGGAGAAAGAGAUGAAACUGUUCACCCGGGAUCAGACAGCUGGAAAAAUGGACAGAAAGAUGCCGCGGCCGCCAUGGAGUAAGAUGUUGACGUCGCCGGCGGUGUGGGCCAUCCUCAUCGCCCACAUCUCCUACUCCUGGGUGACGUCAUGGGUCAUGGCGUACCUGCCUAAAUAUAUGAAACAGAUACUCCAUUAUGAUAUUGAAGAGGAUGGCAUACUGUCGUCAGCACCAUUUGCUGGAAGGUUGUUGGUCGGCCUGGCUUCAGGCUACGUAUCUGACUGGGUGCUCUCCAGGAGACUUCUGUCAACAGCCAAUAUUAGGAAGAUGUUCCAGCUCGUGGGCUGUGUUGGUUGUGCAGCGUGUACCAUUCCCAUCGGGUUUCUGGACCAUGAGAAUCGAACUCUGGCUGUGAUUCUGUUAAUACUUGGUUUGUCCCUGCAGAACUGUACAUCUGUCGCCUUCAGAAUCAAUCACCUCGAUAUAGCGCCAAGGUUUGCCGGUGUGAUGAUGGGCAUAACCGUGACAUGCGCAAUGGCCGUCUCUCUGUCUGCACCGCUCAUCACUUCGUACGUGAUAAAACAGGGAACUAGAAAAGAAUGGCAAAUAAUUUUCUCGAUCGUUGGUGGUUUAAACAUUGUCGGCGCAGGCGUAUUUGUGUUAUUUGGAAAAGGGACAGAACUUGACUGGGCAAGGGAAGUUACUACAGAAACACAUACAACGCACGACGAGAACAAUACUCCUUCAAAUAAUAAUGCUAUGGCGAGAAGAAGUCCCAGGAACACAGUUUCUGAUGACAAAGUGCCCCGAACUGAUGACGAUGUGCACCAAACUGAUGAAGAUGUUCACCGAACGGAUGAGGAUGGGACCCGAGCUGAAGACGAUGUGACCCGAACUGAUAACGCUCUUUACCGUACGGAUGACGAUGUGCACCGAAAUGAUGACGAUGUGUCCCGAAUUGAUGACGAGCGGACCCAAACUGAAGACAAUGUGACCCGCUUAUGA
This is a messenger RNA of Haliotis rufescens (red abalone), 1800 nucleotides long. RefSeq lists its product as uncharacterized. The record is from RefSeq and is a predicted model, not a curated record. Gene Ontology annotation, molecular function: transmembrane transporter activity. Gene Ontology annotation, biological process: monoatomic anion transport; transmembrane transport. NCBI's taxonomy places the organism in Eukaryota, Metazoa, Mollusca, Gastropoda, Lepetellida, Haliotidae. The transcript is spliced from 11 exons. Bases 1 to 1800 code for a protein of 599 amino acids.